AUGCGACGCGCGCUCGUCUUCCUCCUCGGCGCCCUCGGCGCCCGCGACGCUCUCGGUCUAUUCGGACCGAAGCCGUGGGCCCGGGGCGCCGCCAGCUCUCGCGCGGCCGUCGUCGCCUCGACCAUAGCCGGGCGCGUCGCGCGGCGCGCGCGACUCACUGGUCAACACGCAGGCUACCUCGAGUGGAGUGCGGUCAACCGUUUUGACCGGUGCCUAUCCUGCGAUUUACUCGAAUUCACACCUCGUCCGCACGCAGGCUACUUCUCCGACGUCAACAACCAGGACGCGAAGCUGGCCCGCGACGGGGACUUCGCCAAGGCCGAGUCCAUCGCGUUCAUGGACGAGGCCAUCGAUGGCGAGCUCAAGCUCUUCUCGGUCGCCGAUCGCGAGUAG
Molecule: messenger RNA, 393 nt
Organism: Pelagomonas calceolata
Lineage: Eukaryota; Pelagophyceae; Pelagomonadales; Pelagomonadaceae
Source: the annotation of a GenBank genome assembly